This is a messenger RNA of Aureobasidium vineae, 900 nucleotides long. The record is from the annotation of a GenBank genome assembly. Lineage: Eukaryota; Fungi; Ascomycota; Dothideomycetes; Dothideales; Saccotheciaceae.
AUGUCAAUCAAAAACGUCGUUCUGGUAGGUGCCGACGGCAACCUUGGACCAGGAGUGCUCAAUGGUCUGGUCGGGACAGGAGCUUUCAAUGUCACAGUCUUCAAGCGAAAGUCCUCGAAAUCAAAGUCCAACUAUCCGGAGGGUGUUCAAGUCAAGCUAUUGUCGGACGACUUUCCGAUCGAAGAACUGGUACCCGCUCUUAAGGAUCAGGAUGCCAUAGUCAGUACCGUCUAUGGUGCACAAGUGGACUUGCAGAAGCGUCUCGCCGACGCAGCUAUCAAAGCUGGCGUGAAGCGUUUCAUUCCUUCAGACUUUGGAAGCUGCGACUCGCAGAGCAAGAGAGCUAUGGAACUCGCGCCCAUCUAUGUCGCCAAGUCACAAGUGCGCGACUACCUUGAGAAGCUAGCUCAAGAGAACCCUGGGUUCAGCUGGACAAGUCUUGUAUGUGGACACUUCUUCGAUUGGGACCUCGGAUUUUUCCACAUCAACCUUCAAGCCAGAAGCUUCGAGAUCCUUGAUGAUGGCGAGGUCUACUGGAGCACCAGUACAUUCGCGCAGAUCGGCAAAGCUACUAGUGCCAUACUGCAGAAGCCGGAGGAAACAAAGAACCGCUUCGUCUACAUCCAAAGCUUCCGCAUCAAUCAGAAACAGCUCUUGAAAGCAUUUGAGAAGGAAACCGGUCAGUCAUGGAACGUCAAAAAGUACGACUCGUCGGAGUAUGUGAAAGAACGCAAGGCAAAAGCAGACGGUGGUGACAAGUCAGCCGUAGAAGAUCUGGUCUGGGUUCUGGGCACGCUGGAAGCUGACUGGGAGGCUCGUGAUGGAUACGCCAAUGACCUGCUUGGACUGCAGCAAGAAGAUCUCGACGAAGUGGUCGCAAGAAUCGUCAAAAGCAAUUAG